This is a messenger RNA of Sorex araneus (European shrew), 491 nucleotides long. RefSeq names its product oocyte expressed protein (gene OOEP). Gene Ontology annotation, cellular component: apical cortex; protein-containing complex. The record is from RefSeq and is a predicted model, not a curated record. Gene Ontology annotation, biological process: embryonic pattern specification; establishment or maintenance of apical/basal cell polarity. Gene Ontology annotation, molecular function: RNA binding. NCBI's taxonomy places the organism in Eukaryota, Metazoa, Chordata, Mammalia, Eulipotyphla, Soricidae. The transcript has 3 exons. Bases 1 to 435 code for a protein of 144 amino acids.
AUGUGCGACCAGACAGCUGCGGUGGGGGCCGCGGGGAGCACAGGGAUGCCUGCCCCGACCUUGCAUGGGCUGCAGGAAGAAUCACUUCCACCCCUGCCCAUCCACGUUCGGCCGUGGUGGUUUCCGGUGGAGGAACUGAGAAACCCCCUGGUGUUUUAUCUGGAGGCGUGGGUGGCUGAUAUUAUCUUUGGAGCCGACCGAACUCAUAUACCGCAAAUGCAGUGGCUCGGCCAGGUGCUCCUGACAGUGAACGUCUUGAAACAGCGGGAUUUAGUGGAAAUUGCCGUCUUCGGACGGCCAUGCCAACAAAGCCGGAUGAAGAGAGUGCUCCUGAGCCUGGCAUCGUGGCACAGGCAACAUCGUAACCGAGCUGAGAAGAUGCAGCGACUUGAGGAUUCCUUGAAGGGACCUUUAUUAGAUCCUGAUUUUGCAUAAGUAUUAUUAGGAGCAUUGUGACCACUCUGGAUCAAGCUACUAGAGUGAGAAGCAAG